UGCUAUGAUACAGGUGGUAAAGGGUAUUUUUCAUAAUACUGUCAGAAGAUUAUUAAGAAGUUGACCAAAAAUGAAGGAUAUAGGAGUUAAAAUGUUCGCGAGAAUGACAUUUUACCCAACAUUAGUAUACAAUAUAUUUAUGGAGAAAGUAACGUCAAGAAAUUGGUAUGAUAGAAUUGACGAGACUGUUAUUUUGGGUGCAUUGCCUUUUCGAACUAUGUCAAAGCAGUUAGUUGAAAAAGAAAACUUGAAAGCGGUAGUUUCUAUGAAUGAGGAUUAUGAAUUAUUUUUACUAUCUAAUUCAGAAAAGGAAUGGAAGAAAUAUAAUGUCGAAUUUCUACAACUAUCAACAACAGAUAUUUUUGAAGCACCUUGUCAGAAAAAGUUAAAAAUGGGCGUAGACUUUAUAAAUUCAUUUCAAAGCACGAAUAAAAAAUUGAAUAAUGAUAAUCAUAAUAAUUGCAAAGAGCCAGGAACAGUUUAUGUCCAUUGCAAAGCAGGCAGAACACGUAGUGCAACACUCGUUGGAUGUUAUUUAAUGAUGAAACAUGGUUGGAUUCCUGAAGAAGCAGUGGAUUAUAUGAAAAGUAAAAGGCGACAUAUAUUACUUCACAGAGCCCAAUGGCAUUCAUUAAGACUUUUUUAUGAAACACACGUAAAAAAUCAACAACAAAGGUAAAAUGUAAAUUACAAAUAAUAUGCAAGGAGAUAAUUUAAUAAAACAUAGUAUUC
Molecule: messenger RNA, 732 nt
Organism: Polistes dominula (European paper wasp)
Lineage: Eukaryota; Metazoa; Arthropoda; Insecta; Hymenoptera; Vespidae
Gene: PTPMT1
Product: protein tyrosine phosphatase, mitochondrial 1
Biological process (GO): protein dephosphorylation
Molecular function (GO): phosphoprotein phosphatase activity; phosphatidylinositol-4,5-bisphosphate 5-phosphatase activity; phosphatidylglycerophosphatase activity
Source: RefSeq, a predicted model, not a curated record